UCCGCCCCCUGUCCCCGGUUCACGUGAUCGUGCUAGGGGAGAAAACGCCUGACCCCAGCCCCCGGCCUUAUCCGGGCCACCCUUUUCCUCCUGCGGUUCAUCCGCCUUUUGCCCUUCAGACACCUGCGCGUCCCUCUCUACUCGGUCCCGGGGCCCUCCCCCGGAGCCCUGUCCGCCAUGUGGCUCCUGCCUCUGGCCCCAAGUGGGCCCCGGCGGAACAGCCCCUGUCACCUGCCUUCCUGCAGCCCAGCGCUGCUGCUGCUGCUGGGGAGCUGCCUGGGGGUCUGUGGGGUGGCGGCGGGCUCUCGGAGGCCCAAUGUGGUCCUGCUCCUCACCGACGACCAGGAUGAAGUGCUCGGCGGCAUGACACCACUAAAGAAAACCAAGGCUCUCAUUGGAGAAAUGGGGAUGACUUUCUCCAGUGCUUAUGUGCCAAGUGCUCUUUGCUGCCCGAGCAGAGCCAGUAUCUUGACAGGGAAGUACCCACAUAAUCAUCACGUUGUUAACAACACUUUAGAGGGAAACUGCAGUAGUAAGUCUUGGCAGAAGAUCCAAGAACCAAAUACUUUCCCAGCAAUUCUCAGAUCGAUGUGUGGUUAUCAGACCUUUUUCGCAGGGAAAUACUUAAAUGAGUAUGGAGCCCCAGAUGCCGGUGGACUAGAACACGUUCCUCUAGGCUGGAGUUAUUGGUAUGCCUUGGAAAAGAAUUCUAAAUACUAUAAUUACACCCUCUCUAUCAAUGGGAAGGCACGGAAGCAUGGUGAGAACUACAGUGUGGACUACCUGACAGAUGUUCUGGCUAACAUCUCUUUGGGCUUCCUGGACUACAAGUCCAACUCUGAGCCGUUCUUCAUGAUGAUCUCCACACCAGCACCUCAUUCUCCUUGGACAGCCGCACCUCAGUACCAGAAGACCUUCCAGAACGUCUUUGCACCAAGAAAUAAGAACUUCAACAUCCAUGGAACGAAUAAACACUGGUUAAUUAGGCAAGCCAAGACCCCAAUGACUAAUUCUUCAAUACAGUUUUUAGAUAAUGCAUUUCGGAAAAGGUGGCAAACUUUACUGUCAGUUGAUGACCUUGUGGAGAAACUGGUCAAGAGAUUAGAGUUCAAUGGGGAACUUAACAACACGUACAUCUUUUAUACUUCAGACAAUGGCUAUCACACAGGACAGUUUUCUUUGCCAAUAGACAAAAGACAGCUGUAUGAGUUUGAUAUCAAAGUUCCACUGCUGGUUCGAGGACCUGGGAUCAAACCAAAUCAGACAAGCAAGAUGCUCGUUGCCAACAUUGACUUGGGUCCUACUAUUUUGGAUAUUGCUGGAUAUAACCCAAAUAAGACACAGAUGGAUGGGAUGUCUUUAUUGCCCAUUUUGAAAGGUGCCGGCAAUCUGACUUGGCGAUCAGAUGUCUUGGUGGAAUAUCAAGGAGAAGGCCGUAAUGUCACCGACCCAACCUGUCCUUCACUGAGUCCUGGAGUAUCUCAAUGUUUCCCAGACUGUGUCUGUGAAGAUGCUUACAAUAACACCUACGCCUGUGUGAGGACCCUGUCGGCGCAGUGGAAUUUACAGUAUUGUGAGUUUGAUGACCAGGAGGUAUUUGUAGAAGUCUAUAACCUGACUGCAGAUCCAGACCAAAUCACAAACAUUGCUAAAAGUAUAGACCCAGAGCUUUUAGGAAAAAUGAACUACCGGCUAAUGAUGUUACAGUCCUGUUCUGGACCAACCUGUCGCACUCCAGGGGUGUUUGACCCUGGAUACAGGUUUGACCCUCGGCUCAUGUUCAACAGUCAUGGCAGGGUCAGGACGCGAAGGUUUUCAAAGCAUCCUCUGUAGCGACGUCUGCAGCUGGGUCCCCGCACGCCUCUGCCUGAUGGAGUGAUUGUAGUAGGUAUCUGUAGCUAGUCCUCAAGACCACGCCUGGAAGAGUUUCUGGACUGGCUCUCAGUCCUGUUUGAAAGAGCAACCCAAUCGGGAGACUUCCUUGUGCAAAGUGUUAAACUGUGAACUCUGCCCUUACGUCAGGAAUGGCUGGCCCUGGUCCCUUCACUCAGCUAAUCACGAAUGCUCCUGAGGUCUUCGUUCUCACCAUACCCUUUCCUGGGGUUACAGUUCUUGAUUAUUCCCCAUGUGGUCAGAGUCUGAAUUUGUAAAUCCAUUCAGAUAAAUGGCAAUACUUGGGGGGCGGGGGAGUAUUUUACAGCUUGACUACUUCACUAUCAAAAAUACCAACAUCACAUGGCUUGAAUAACCAUCAGAGCAAGAACAAGUACCACCAUUUUCAGAUUAGUCACAAUGUGGUAAGGUCACAAAUUCAAAACCCAUCUGUCAACCAAACACUGUUUUUUGUUGUUGGGUUUUUGUUGUUUCGUUUCUUCUGCAUUCUGGGCUGGUGCUACACUGAUAUAGAACAGUCAGUUUUUGGUAAAGGCUAAUUCCAGGUGGUUCUAAAAGGUGAUAGCCAUCUCCUUUCUGGUGGCUGCUAACUACAUGCUAACCACAAGUGGGAAUGUCUCUUCUUUUGAUAAUUACCCCUCUGAGAUCUGAAAAACAAAGUGGCUUAGGUAUCUCAGCGGAGAAAGAACUUCCAAGGGUUGGUGAAGGUUGCAUUUUCUGAGGGCCUGCUGUAGACAGGGCUCUUGGGUUGACAGGCUGAAGGGCUAUAGUUGAGAUAGAGUAAGUGCCUGUGUAGCAGGGAGCCUGGGUUCAGUUUUGACUCUGCAUUUUGUUGACAUUCUGUUCAUCUGGUAUAGUUGAUGCGAAGUUCCAACUGCUUUACCCUAAUUCCUUCCCUUUUAGAGUUCUUCCUGAGUGUUUGGAGUCUUGGGUAAUUUGGGCCUCACUCACUGUUCCCCGGCCAAAGUCAGACCUUGUUGAGAUUUCCUCACUGUUUAGAACACCUACAUUUGUAGGUUUCUGGGCUCAAAGACCAGUCCUGUUUCUAUUGUUUUCUUCACAGGAAAGCUAAUCUGUGGUGGGACGGCAGAGGGAGGAGGAAGAGCUGUGGUUUAUAACCUGUUCAACUCAGGCAAUAGUGAUUUUAGCUUUAUUUAAGGUCUUAGGUUGAGCUUUAAGCACUUUGUAAGACAUGGCUGUAAGCAACUUCUCUGUCCGAACUCCAGAUCUGGAGCCAUGUUGGGUUAAUAGCCAUUGGGUUUGUUCCUUUACCUCAUGCAAUCCCAGUAACUGUGGUGGUAUUUAGAGGUGAAAUCGGCAAGUGAAAUGAACACCUCUGCUGUGAAUGUUUUAGGGAAAGAAAUUCUAAUUAUUUUGUAAUUAAAAGCAAACUACAAUGUUAAAUAUGGGUAUCAGCUUUAUUCUACACUUUGAUUCUUAACAUUAAUCAGUCAACUUCUACCUUACUGAAAGUUGACCAUAGUUAUUCCCGAAUAAAAAGAAACCAACUCUUACCAGGUCUUAUAUUGUGAUGUCCUAUUAUUCAGUUUUAUGAUGCUGGUUCCUGAGAGCCGGCAAAGUCAUAAGAGUGACACAAGUCCAGCUGCCCAUAGUAACCCUGCCACACUGCUCUUAACAUUCCGCGGACUGCUGUUUGGGUGGUGGGGAUGGGAUGCCCACUCUGUGUACCUCUCCUGUAUCUGGUACAUUUCCUACUAACUUGGGAAUGGCCUAUAAUUCGACUUUCUCUUAGACUGGCUUCAUUCUGGAUCUGUGCUAAAAUCAUCUUUCAUAAAGAGGACUCAGUUCAUAGCCUAGCAAACUUCAACACACUGAACUUUUCAGAAUGUAUAUGUACAAGGAACACAUUGCAAGCCAAGUCUCUUAAUUGUAUGAAUUUGGAUUUUGAUUGUUUUCUCUUUUACAAGGCCAGGUCUGGACUGGUUGGUGCCCUUCAGAGGAGAAAACUAACCAUUAGAAAAGCGACCCAAGGCCACAGGAAUGAACAGAGAUUUUUGCCUUACAAGAUUUCCUAUUAAAAUCUCCCCCCCAAAUACCCAGUGGGGAACCCCUUUUGAGCAUCUUUGAAUUUGUCCAACGGUACUGUUGCAAAAUACAUUUUAAUUGACAAUAUUAAGGAUUUUGUACAAAAUAGUGACAGUAGCCAUGGAAGUUACAUCUUAAUCUGUGAGAAACGUUCUUAAAUUUAUUUUUGGUGUCUAAGGAUUAGUGCUUUAACAAAAUAAGAUGGAUUGUUCCACAGUCCUUAUUAAGAGAAAGCAAAGGCUAUUUCAGCUGAUCCGCCAAUGAAUUAGAUGGGCAUAUUUGGGUUUUUUACUUUGACCACCACUUAGGUCCCAUGACCUCUGUCAAUUCCUGUGUUUGUGUCAUCUGUUCCUAGAAGUUACUCUGCCCUGGCUUUGUGUCAUCUCAGUCACCUGACUUAGAAAGUGCCCUUCAAAAGACCCUGUUCACUGCUGCACUUUUCAACAAAUUAAAGUUUAUUUCUGUUCCA
Molecule: messenger RNA, 4408 nt
Organism: Mirounga angustirostris (Northern elephant seal)
Lineage: Eukaryota; Metazoa; Chordata; Mammalia; Carnivora; Phocidae
Gene: GNS
Product: glucosamine (N-acetyl)-6-sulfatase
Exons: 14
Coding region: 178-1833 (551 amino acids)
Biological process (GO): glycosaminoglycan metabolic process
Molecular function (GO): glycosaminoglycan binding; N-acetylglucosamine-6-sulfatase activity
Source: RefSeq, a predicted model, not a curated record